UAUGGACAAAUGGGCGUUAUUUAUGCAAGAAGAUAAUAUAUUAAUACCGCAUUUAUCACCCGAAAAUAACUGUACACCAAAAUACAAAAAUAUCCACAAGUCAAAACACAUCACUCCGGAUCCCAAUCAAUUCCCCUCUGCAAUAAUUCAUCUCUGUCAACAGCACCAAAACCAAUGGGGAAGAAGGCAGUGCUGAUCGGAUGCAACUACGCCGGAACCAAGGCGGAGCUCCGCGGAUGCGUCAACGACGUCAAACGAAUGUACCGGUGUCUCGUCGACCGUUACGGUUUCUCAGAGGACGAUAUCAACGUCCUCAUCGAUACCGACGACUCCUACACUCAACCUACCGGCCGUAACAUCCGCAAAGCUCUUUCAGAUCUCGUCAGCUCCGCCGAGCCUGGCGACUUUCUCUUCGUUCAUUACAGCGGUCACGGUACUCGUCUUCCCGCGGAGACCGGUGACGAUGACGAUACCGGAUAUGAUGAGUGUAUUGUGCCUUGCGAUUUUAAUCUGAUUAACGAUGACGAUUUCAGGGAGCUGGUUGAUCAAGUUCCUCAUGGUUGCAGAAUAACCAUUGUAUCAGAUUCAUGCCACAGUGGUGGACUGAUUGAUGAGGCUAAAGAGCAAAUCGGCGAAAGCUACAAAAACGAUACAAACGAAGAAGAAGAAGAUGAGAAAGAAAGCGGGUCGGGUUUCGGAUUCCGAAGCUUCUUACAUAAAACCGCUGAAAACGCAUUGGAGUCCCGUGGCAUUCGUCUUCCUUCUGGAUUACGCCAUAACAAGCAUCGCGAAGAAGAAGAAGAAGUAGAAGAAGAAGAAAGAACAUACAGAGAUCUCCAUGUUAAAAACAAAUCAUUACCUAUCUCUACCCUCAUUGACAUACUAAAACAACAAACCGGCAAAGAUGAUAUAGAUGUCGGGAAAGUGCGGCCUACGUUAUUCGAUAUGUUCGGUGAAGAUUCGAGUCCGAAGGUGAAAAAGUUCAUGAAUGUGCUCUUAAACAAGCUCCAAGGCGGUGAAGGUGGCGGCAGUGGUGGCGGUGGUGGUUUUUUCGGAAUGGUCGGGAGUCUAGCUCAGGAGUUUCUAAAGCAAAAACUCGAAAACGAUUCCGAAUAUGUAAAACCCGCAAUGGAAACCGAAGUUGGGAGGAAGGAAGAUGCAUAUGCAGGAUCAAAGAAACGGGAUUUGCCAGAAAAUGGGAUUUUGAUCAGCGGGUGCCAGACACACGAGACUUCAGCUGACGCCACACCAAGUGGCAAACCGGAUCAAGCUUAUGGGGCGCUCAGUAACACGAUUCAAAUGAUUCUUGAAUCGAAUGAUGAUGUUAGUAACUACAAGCUCGUGACUGAGGCGAGGAGGCUGUUAAAGAAACAGGGGUUCACUCAAAACCCGGGUCUUUACUGUGACGACAACCAUGCCGAGGCUUCUUUUGUGUGCUAAGCAUUGCGUGACAGACCCAACUCCAUAUAUGGUAUUUUGGAGCUUUAUAUGGUAUAUUUAUAUGUGUUUUUACUUGUGUGAUGGUUUUGAAAAAUAAUUCUGGACUUGGUAUUUGUGGAUUUGAUUUGUAAUUUGUCUUUGAACUUUAUUUAUGAUAUGUUUUCAAGUAUAAACCAAGUGGUGAUUUCUAUAUAAAA
Molecule: messenger RNA, 1637 nt
Organism: Helianthus annuus (common sunflower)
Lineage: Eukaryota; Viridiplantae; Streptophyta; Magnoliopsida; Asterales; Asteraceae
Product: metacaspase-4
Exons: 2
Coding region: 175-1440 (421 amino acids)
Biological process (GO): proteolysis
Molecular function (GO): cysteine-type endopeptidase activity
Source: RefSeq, a predicted model, not a curated record